AUGGCUGACCUAACUGUCAUGGCGCCUGAAGACCUUGAUUCCGAGGACAAGGAGAUGUUAAGCUGGGAUAUUAACGAUAUGAAACUGCCACAGAAUGUGAAAAAGACCGACUGGUUCCAGGAAUGGCCCGAUUCCUACGAGAAGCACAUCUACAGCUCAGAGGACAGGAACGCGCAGCGGCACCUGAGCAGCUGGGCCAUGCGCAACACCAACAACCACAACUCCCGCAUCCUCAAGAAGUCCUGCCUGGGCGUGGUGGUGUGCAGCCGCGACUGCUCUGCAGAGGAGGGCCGUAAGAUCUACCUACGACCCGCCAUCUGCGACAAAGCCCGGCAGAAGCAGCAGAGGAAACGCUGUCCAAACUGCGACGGGCCUCUGAAGCUCAUUCCUUGCCGAGGCCAUGGGGGCUUCCCGGUCACCAACUUCUGGAGGCACGACGGACGCUUCAUAUUCUUCCAGUCAAAGGGAGAGCAUGAUCAUCCAAAACCAGAAACCAAAUUGGAAGCCGAGGCAAGAAGAACAAUGAAAAAAGCACACGUGGCAUCUGCCUCUGUCCCCUUAAAGCUGAAGGAGAGCCCAGAGACAAAGUCUCUUCCAGGUGAAACCCAAAGUUGGGGAAGUUUUCCUUUAACUUGGUCUUUCCAGGAGGGCGUCCAGUUGCCCAGUAGUUACAAUGGACGUUUAAUAGCUAACACUCCCCAGCAGAAGUCUCUGAAUGAUUGCUUGUUCUUCUCCAAGAGCUGUUGCUUGGGGGGAACCACUGACCUGGCAGACCCCACUUCCACCUUGGGCCCCACUAAACUCUAUGACAAAUGCAAACUGUCCAGUAGUUGGAUCUGUAAUGGUGGGGACCUGCUUCAUCCUGUUUCCGGAGUCUUAUCUGACUACGGUGAUCGGCAAACAUGGAAUAUAAAUACUGCCUUGGGGAGACAGUCUCUUAAUGACAACUGUUGUCCCAGUUACCCUUUCCCUCUGACCAGCUGGCCUUAUGACUUCUCCCCUUCCCAGAGCUCUGCAGAACUCUUUCCCCAGCAGAUUCCAGUGGAACCGCCUGCGGCCGAAAGUAGCUGUCGCCCACUAUGGCCUAAUCCAGGGGGUGAGCUUUAUGAAGAGAGGCUGCAUGUGGAUUUUAACAGCUGCUGCCCUUCCUCCACAUGCCACUCACCUCAGGAAGACCCCUUUCUCUUUGCCUACGCCUCCCAUCCCCACCAUCAAUACUCAUUGACAGGCAAGAGCAGCAAAUGGGAUUUUGAUGAAGACAUGAGGGGCGUGGGUUUGGAUCAUUACAGCAAUGAGAUGCUUCUAAACCUCUGUCCUUUAAGAUGA
Enhydra lutris kenyoni (northern sea otter) is the source of this 1326-nucleotide messenger RNA. It is a transcript of the gene GCM1, whose product is annotated as glial cells missing homolog 1. The coding region runs from base 1 to 1326 and encodes 441 amino acids. Gene Ontology annotation, cellular component: nucleus. The transcript is spliced from 5 exons. Gene Ontology annotation, biological process: regulation of transcription by RNA polymerase II; gliogenesis; cell differentiation involved in embryonic placenta development. The record is from RefSeq and is a predicted model, not a curated record. Gene Ontology annotation, molecular function: RNA polymerase II cis-regulatory region sequence-specific DNA binding; DNA-binding transcription activator activity, RNA polymerase II-specific. Lineage: Eukaryota; Metazoa; Chordata; Mammalia; Carnivora; Mustelidae.